AUGACCAUAGACACUUCAAAGUCACUAAGCCUUAUACCCAUUAUGCACGGCAUGUUCAACAUUUUUAAAGAGCCUCAAGAGAUAGACAUAGAAAAUGUAAGAACAAACGAACAAGAAGAUGACAACACAUUACAGCUAAUAUCUACUGGAUCACUAAGCAUCCUUGACGAAUCCAAUCAACUAAAAUUGACAGCUCCUGUGCUGCAGGUGAAUGUACCAGAAUAUAGAGCCAAACGAAGAAAAGUGGAACAGAUCUUAUCUGGACUGCUCAACUCUUUCACAGAACGUACGAGCGAGAAAGAAGCAACACCAACCAUGACAGACGAUGGACUAGAAGAAGAUGCACAACUGACAACAGCGCCCAGCUCACCCAUUCAACAGACACACAAGCCCAAAGGGAACGACUGGUAUCCAGACAUCGAACCAGAGACAGGUGUGCAAGUUUAUGAAUAUCCAGCGCGCAUGGUUCCUGUGUUUGCCACACCAGGUCAGGUAGAGAAACUCGCAGAGAUCACAGAGGCUACUAAACAGAAUGAUCGGUUCAUUGGAACUGAUUUCCGCAAAGCCAUCGAUUAUCUCAACUUUACUCUCACUGACUAUGAUGCCAGUAUUAAAGAUGCCUGGAACGUAUCAGGCAAGCUGAUAUUCAUCAAGGACUUUUUAAACAAUUUAGCAGAUAAGGACAUGACUAUCGUCAUCCUUACUGAUGGCCUAGGUGAAGAGACUAGCAUGUAUGAGCUGAUACGUGAAUGUUUGGGGUUUGCCUGUACCCGUGUAGGCAAUGUCUUGGACGAUGACUGGAAUGGCGAGUAUGGUGUGUUUGUCAAGACAAGGAAGAGCGACGAGAUACUAAGAGCACCAGAACAACAACUCUUUACGCGUGAGGCAGACCUGAUCAUCUGUCUGGACAUCCUUAUUGAAGAUAAUGCUGAGUCGUUUUCACUCAUCAACAACAGCAACCAGAAAAAGCGACCCUAUAUCGUCUGGUUAGUUACUGUUGGUUCAUUGGAGGAAAGAAUCUUUCGAUUGAUGGAGGAGAAAAAUAUCACUUUUUCUCAGUGCAACUCUCAAUUGUCGGAGCUUUCGAUGGCCACAAAUAAUUGGCCUCAGGGCUCACUUGAAGAUGGCAUGACUCGUAACAUGCUGGCUGCACUCAAUUUGACCUCGUGGUUGGUUAAUUAUAAGGGCAAAUGUGAAUAUCAAUACAGAUCAAAGAUUGAACUACCCAAUAGCUUAUUACGAACAGCACCUGAGACAUCUGCUGUCGCAGGCUCCGUUGUAACAACAACAGCAACAAUAGCAGCAGAUGAGGAAGCUUCUGACAUGGAGCUUAGCUCCGAUAUUGAUACUGAAGAAGCCAAUAGACGACUCAAUACAGAAGACACUAGACCUGUUUUAUCUUCUCAACUAUUAAGCUUCUUGGAAAACUCCAUCUUUCCUACAUGCGAUUUUGUUGUGAAUAAGAAAACAACGCCUGAGGGACUAGGUAAAGUUUAUGGUGGCAUUAAGAAUAACUUAUUGAUAUAUGAUAUAGAUUCAGGCGAUGUCGAGUUGGCUACAACCAUAUUGCAUACUACAGGAUCAAGUUAUAUAGAUGAACUAAAAAUUUUAAAACUCGAAUUUGAACAAAAGUUCAAUACAAUUCGCGAGAAAUAUCUUGAAGAGACAAAGCAAAGGUUUUUUAGAACAGAAUAA
Rhizopus microsporus ATCC 52813 is the source of this 1695-nucleotide messenger RNA. RefSeq lists its product as uncharacterized. Lineage: Eukaryota; Fungi; Mucoromycota; Mucoromycetes; Mucorales; Rhizopodaceae. The transcript has 2 exons. The coding region runs from base 1 to 1695 and encodes 564 amino acids. The record is from RefSeq and is a predicted model, not a curated record.